GAGAGAAAGGACUCCUAUUCGGGCAGUCCUCGCUCUCCUAGCUAUCUCCUUGCUCGCCGCCACCAUGUGGGGCGCACUGAGGUCAGCCCUGCGACCCUGCGCUCCGGCAGCUGUCUCUCGGUCGCGCGCCUAUCAUGGGGACUCCGUGGCCCGACUAGGCACCCAGCCUGACUCGGGCUCCUCCACCUAUCAGGAGAACUAUGAGCAGAUGAAAGCUCUAGUGAGUCAACUUCAUGAACGAGCCCAGUAUGUGAGACUAGGGGGCAGCGAGAAAGCCCGGGCCCGGCACACAUCAAGAGGAAAACUCUUACCCAGAGACAGAAUCGACAGUCUCUUAGACCCGGGGUCUCCCUUUCUGGAAUUCUCCCAGUUUGCAGGGUACCAGUUAUAUGGUGACGAGGAAGUCCCUGCAGGUGGUAUCAUUACAGGCAUCGGGCGAGUGUCAGGAGUAGAAUGCAUGAUUGUGGCCAACGAUGCCACCGUCAAAGGAGGCAGCUACUACCCAGUGACCGUGAAGAAGCACGUGCGGGCACAAGAGAUAGCCCUGCAGAACAGGCUCCCGUGCAUCUAUCUGGUUGACUCAGGAGGGGCCAACUUACCUCGGCAAGCCGACACCUUUCCAGAUCGGGACCAUUUUGGCCGUAUAUUCUAUAAUCAGGCAAUUAUGUCUUCUAAAAAUAUCACACAGAUAGCUGUGGUCAUGGGCUCCUGUACGGCAGGAGGUGCGUACGUGCCUGCGAUGGCUGAUGAAAACAUCAUCGUACAAAAGCAGGGUACCAUCUUCUUAGCCGGACCACCCUUGGUGAAGGCAGCUACUGGCGAAGAGGUGUCUGCUGAGGAUCUUGGAGGUGCCGACCUUCAUUGCAGAAAGUCUGGGGUCACUGACCACUAUGCUUUGGACGACCACCAUGCCCUCCACUUAGCAAGGAAGGUUGUGAGGAGUCUCAACUAUCAGAAGAAACUGGAUGUUACCAUCGAGCCUUCCGAGGAGCCUUUGUUCCCCGCUGAUGAACUGUAUGGGAUAGUUGGCGCCAACCUUAAGAGAAGUUUUGACGUCCGAGAGGUCAUUGCCAGAAUUGUGGAUGGAAGCAGAUUCAAUGAGUUCAAGGCCUUAUAUGGAGACACACUAGUUACAGGAUUUGCUCGAAUAUUUGGGUAUCCCGUGGGCAUCAUUGGAAACAAUGGAGUCUUGUUUUCUGAAUCUGCAAAAAAGGGCGCUCACUUCGUCCAGUUGUGCUGCCAAAGAAAGAUUCCCCUGCUGUUCCUGCAGAACAUCACUGGAUUCAUGGUUGGUAGAGACUAUGAAGCUGAGGGGAUUGCCAAAGACGGUGCCAAGAUGGUGGCUGCUGUAUCCUGUGCCAAAGUGCCUAAGAUAACUGUCAUUAUUGGCGGAUCAUAUGGGGCUGGAAACUACGGGAUGUGUGGCAGAGCAUAUAGCCCAAGAUUUCUCUACAUGUGGCCAAAUGCCCGUAUCUCAGUGAUGGGUGGAGAGCAGGCAGCCACUGUGCUAGCCACCGUGGCAAGAGAUCAGAAAGCACGAGAUGGAAAGCAGUUCUCUAGUGCUGAGGAGGCAGCUUUGAAAGAGCCCAUCAUUAAGAGGUUCGAAGAGGAAGGAAACCCUUACUACUCCAGUGCAAGGCUGUGGGAUGAUGGGAUCAUUGAUCCUGUGGACACCAGGCUGGUUCUGGGACUUAGCAUCAGUGCAGCCCUCAACGCGCCCAUCGAGAAGACUGACUUCGGCAUCUUCAGGAUGUAACCCAGACACGGAGCAUGUUGCCACAUGUACAAAAAUGGACAUGUGUAAUUAAGCCUUAAAAACUUGAGAUUUACUAGACAUGUAGCGGUCACAGGAAUUCUCUUCUUAACAGUACACUGUACUUUUUUAAUUGUAAAAAAUCAACGAGAAUCUGCUUGAUGAGCUUUGGUUUUGUUUUUUUUUUGUUUUUUGUUUUUUGUUUUUUCUUGGAGACAUUUUUCAUGGCUCAUUUUUAUCACUCAUGAAAUGAAGAGAGUAAUUUGCAGUUACCUUUUGAGAACCACAACCAGUAUGAAAAAAUAAAACUGUACAUUCCCGGGUUGUUGAAAUGAUUAAUAUAAAAGUGUAUUACUCCUGAAGUGAUUGCCUUCUUGAUUAUAUUUGAUAUUUUAGCA
Molecule: messenger RNA, 2151 nt
Organism: Phodopus roborovskii (desert hamster)
Lineage: Eukaryota; Metazoa; Chordata; Mammalia; Rodentia; Cricetidae
Gene: Mccc2
Product: methylcrotonyl-CoA carboxylase subunit 2
Exons: 17
Coding region: 65-1756 (563 amino acids)
Biological process (GO): L-leucine catabolic process
Cellular component (GO): mitochondrion; methylcrotonoyl-CoA carboxylase complex
Molecular function (GO): methylcrotonoyl-CoA carboxylase activity
Source: RefSeq, a predicted model, not a curated record